Molecule: messenger RNA, 879 nt
Organism: Protopolystoma xenopodis
Lineage: Eukaryota; Metazoa; Platyhelminthes; Monogenea; Polystomatidea; Polystomatidae
Source: the annotation of a GenBank genome assembly
AUGGAAUUGGUCUUUCCCAAAAUUUCUGGUCCACCUGGGCAGUACUUUACUGGGAAGAAGAAAUAUUUGCGCCUUGAGCUGCAGAUUUGGGCCGAAAUCCAUCUUUACGGCACACUCGGAUUCAGUAUUAAUUACCCAUCUCGGUUGUAUGUGCACUAUGCGAGUGUAAGAGAAGAAGAGUCGUCGAGACGAGCUGUCAGGCUGUACAACGGGGAUACCGGCAAGGCGGUUAGAUUGAAAAACGCCUGUUCCCUUCGGGGGCUAUAUUACAUUUUCGGCCUCGCCUCGGCUUCAUCCUCGUCCCCGGGGGGACUAGAGCCCCGGAAAGAUGGGUCAAGAGGCCAACACACUAAUCCCAUUGCCGACUGACACACUCGAACUGGGAAUACUCGUAAUGAAUGGGGUUAUCCCAUUCUCCAAGUAGGCGUGUGCACCACAAUCUUGCCUCCGUCAAGACCCUUUGCUCGCCCCAACUCAGGUUGCAAAGGCUAUACAAAGUUAGGCUGUGGUCAGGCUUCUUCUCUACGGCUGGUGUUGUCAACGUGUCUUAAGCAAAUCAUUUUCCGAAAAGCACAUAUCGAGUCGUCUGUCGGAGACAUUGAGGAAGCUAAACAAAAAAUUCUAUCACUGGAGGCGGGAGCAGCUGCCUCCGAGACUGACAGAGAGAGACGCCCAGAAAGCAAGCUAGAAAAAGUAGUGUUCUUUCAGACUAAUGAGCAUAGGAGCAGUCAUUUUAGCGAAGCGGGGCACCGAAGGGCAGACAGCGAAGUCUGUACGGAUUCGGGCGGACAGGACGUCAAUGGGGCAGGUAGCAAGCCGACUCUAAUCCCUCCCUUUUGGUGGACGGACGGCCAGUCGGCCGUCUGGAAACACAGUUGA